UUGAAGGGAUCUAACUAUGCUGGUCUGCUGGAGCGGCACCGCAUUCAUACAAAAAACGUGGAGCAUGUUGUAGACAGUUUACGGAACGAGAGGAUAGAAGUUCGUCUUGUUAAACGUCGAGAAUAUAAUGAAGAGACAGUUCGGUGGGCAGAUGCUGUUAUAUCAGCAGGAGGUGAUGGUACAAUGUUGUUGGCAGCCAGUAAGGUCUUUGAUAAAUUUAAACCAGUUAUUGGAGUAAAUACUGAUCCUGAAAGAUCAGAGGGUCACUUAUGCUUGCCUGUGAGAUAUACGCACUCGUUUCCUGAAGCACUACAGAAGCUUUAUCGUGGUGAGUUCAGGUGGCAGUGGCGGCAAAGAAUCCGACUGUAUCUUGAAGGAACUGGCAUUAACCCAACCCCUGUAGAUUUACAUGAACAGCAGCUAAGCCAAGAGCAACACAGCAGGGCUCACAUAAAUGAAAGAUUCCAGGAUCAAAGAUCUGACAUUUCUGGUCCGCAUCUUUUACCAGUGAGAGCACUCAAUGAAGUCUUCAUUGGGGAAUCUCUUUCAUCCAGGUAUGCUAUGUGUUCUGUCUUAUUCAGGGAGAACUUUAAGUCCUGCAAACCCAGUUUUAAAUUCUCGCUUCAUAGGGCCUCCUAUUAUGAGAUAUCAGUUGAUGAUGGUCCUUGGGAAAAACAGAAGAGUUCAGGGCUUAAUGUGUGUACUGGAACAGGAUCAAAAGCAUGGUCCUAUAAUAUUAACAAGGUAGCACAUCAAGCUGUUGAAGAGAUCCUUAAGAUCGCUAAAAAGCAUGGAAGUUGGAAUACACCAUUGAACACAGAACUAGUACAAAAAGUAACAAAUGAUUACAAUGAGUCCCUGCUCUACAGUCCAGAAGAACCAAAGAUGUUUUUCAGUAUUCGAGAACCUAUUGUAAACAGAGUUUUCUCAAGUAGCCGGCAGCGUGGCUUCUCUUCAAAAGUCUGUGUCCGUUCCCGUUGUUGGGAUGCCUGUAUGGUUGUAGAUGGAGGAACAUCUUUUGAGUUCAAUGAUGGGGCAAUAGCUUCAAUAAUGAUCGAUACAGAGGAUGCAUUGUGCACUGUUCUGCUGGAAGAAUGAAGGACCCUAGUGUCUUCUGAUGAAACAAUUCUGGAUCCAGAGAGGGAACUCCUGGAAAUAGACAGCACGUCACAAUGCUGCAUUAUGUUGGAAGUUGGCCUUUUUGGAUGCAAGAGCAUUUG
Cariama cristata (Red-legged seriema) is the source of this 1220-nucleotide messenger RNA. It is a transcript of the gene NADK2, whose product is annotated as NAD kinase 2, mitochondrial. The transcript has 11 exons. The record is from RefSeq and is a predicted model, not a curated record. Gene Ontology annotation, cellular component: mitochondrion. Lineage: Eukaryota; Metazoa; Chordata; Aves; Cariamiformes; Cariamidae. Gene Ontology annotation, biological process: NAD+ metabolic process. Gene Ontology annotation, molecular function: NAD+ kinase activity. Bases 184 to 1098 code for a protein of 304 amino acids.